Molecule: messenger RNA, 1625 nt
Organism: Scatophagus argus
Lineage: Eukaryota; Metazoa; Chordata; Actinopteri; Scatophagidae
Gene: swsap1
Product: SWIM-type zinc finger 7 associated protein 1
Exons: 2
Coding region: 205-1044 (279 amino acids)
Biological process (GO): double-strand break repair via homologous recombination
Cellular component (GO): Shu complex
Molecular function (GO): single-stranded DNA binding
Source: RefSeq, a predicted model, not a curated record
UACAGAGACAAAUGAUCACUGUGCACAGAACCGCAGAACCGAGAACCGCAGCGGAACGGUUCAGCAAACAAAGUGUUUUUCACACGGACCGCAGCAGCAAGAACACCAACGUGCAACUUGUAAACAGACGCGGGAAGCUUCAGCGUGAACGUCAUUAUCGGAGGAUAUAUUUAGAGAAAAGUGCGUGGUAUUGUAUUGUAGGUCAUGACGGACAUUUUAACUCUUGUGUUUAGGACUUUUAUGUCACAAACAGAUGUAAGGAAGGAGAUUGGAGUCAGUCCUCCAUCACGGACAGCAUCCAGCACGCUGAUUGUCGGAGAUCACAGUAUCAGCCACUCUGUGCUUCUGCUGACGGCUGUGACAGCUGCCUCAGAGAUGGGGAUGAAAGUAAUGUUCUUCACCCAAACAAAAAUUCAAAAGCUUCCAGUGUCUCUGCAGAAAUGUGUUCCCAGCCUGAACCCGGAGAGUUUAAAGAAAAUCAAGUUUUCCUAUCCCAGGACAGUGGAAGAGCUGCUGUUGCAGGUGGCCAGCCUUCACGAGUCCACCAACACGUCUCCCACACCUCCCUCACUCAUCAUAGUUGACAGGCUAGAGGGCUACCUGUGUGGUUCUGGUGGUGGCAGCCACAGUGGAUAUCACCUAGAUGAGCAGUCCCGCACUGCACAUCUGUCCGCGCUGCUGUGCGACAGUGCUGCCUUUCUGACACAUCUGCUGGAACAGCGCUCGUCUAGCUCGGCCCCCUGCCGUCUCAUCGCGUCUUUCCAGUCAGAAGUGGACACUGGAGACGCUGCUGGGGAGACAUCCGCCACUGAUCCAAUCCUCGAUGUUCUUGAUCGCUAUUUCCAGGUACGCUGUACUCUGGACCGAGACAGGAGCUAUCAAGCUGCAGCAGCUGGGCUUCAGGAGAUGUGGCACAUUUACCUUUCUGGGAGAGGCAUGACUGAGGCCUCCAGCGCCAAAGACUGUGAGGACAGGACAGGUGAAGCCAAAGAGUGGCAGCUGUUAAUUUUUCCUGAUGGUUUAAUGGAGUUUAAGUUGGUUUGAAAAUGUCUGCAUCAAAGACUGGGGGAUAUAAAUUUAAGCAGUAAUUUAUUAUCAGUGGUGAUGAGAUGCACUGCAGUGUAACAGGCCUUAGCAACUGUUGCACUUUAUCUUGUAAGAGGAGCAGAUUAUUACUUCAUUAGCAAAGGGAUUUGUGUUGAUGUUUUCAGCCUCUUCAUCUGUUUAAGAGAGCAGUGGUUGCCUUAGCUUUGACUCGUCUCUUCUGGUCCAAUGUCAUGAGAUAAAAAUGUUCACCAAAUCUUGCUGCCUUGUCAGUGAUACGUGAUGCCACCCGCUCACUGGUCAUCAUUUCAGAUAUCAGUUAACAGGGCCACAGUGGUUGUAGAUGUACAAGAUUUAUUGACUUGAAUAAUAUGACAAAAACUAGAAAAAUAGGGAUAAAAUCUUACACAAAAUUACACAGACAUUGAAUGAACAUUAUGAACAUUAUUGAACAGUGGUUUCCAACAUUUUUGGUACAAGACUUCGAAGGGAAGUCUACCUGUGAUCCCUCACAAACGAAAAAAAAGAAGAAAAGGGUGAGGAAAACUGUACAUUCAAAUAAACAAAUAUUUUAUAUAGCA